AUGGCAUCCAUGGAAGAGAAGCUCCUCAUGGGAGUGUUGACUCAAAUCGAAGUUGGCCGCAUUGAUUACGAUGGUAUACACGCUUGCGAACUAUAUCGGCGUCGCUACCUCCAAAGCCGCUCGCUGCAGAUGGGAUCGCUACAAACAAAAACUUACAAAGGGGCACCACCAACCACUCCGAGGAAGGCAGCUGGAGUCGGCAAGAAAAUUGGAUUAGUCUCACCGAAGAAGGCAGGCGGCAGUCCAAAGAAGAACAAUCGCGGAAGUCCCAAGAAGUCACGCGGUCGAGUCAAGGAAGAAAGCGAAGAAGAGGAACAUGAAUUAGACGUAGACGUAGACGAGGACGAGUACGAGUACGACGAAAUGGAUUACGACAAGAAUGCUCCAAAUCUCGAUGUCAAAAUGGGAGAGCCAGUCACACCACCACGCAGGUUGCCGUCCCGACGAGCAAGGGUUACGAAGUUUGUGGAAGAGACUAGUGAUGCAGAGGAUGAGCAGGAAGAGGAAGAUGGGGAGGUGCAGAACACAAACUCACUUCAAUACUUCCCAUUACCACCCACCAUGAAUGACAACGACAAACAAAUUAUGAUUGGAGUCCUCCAGCAAAUCGAUAGAGUCAACUUCAAAGCCCUAGCCCAAUCUCUCCACCCCGAGCUAGAGCCUGCAGAAAUCACUAGAGCCAUGGUGGAGAGUCUCCGAAUACGCUGGAAGGGUCUAAAGCAACGACAUGGAAUCGAACCUCCUCCUAGCAGCCCUAACGUCUCGCCCAAGAAAGACGCAAACAGAGCCGAAAAUAGAGCUGGCAAUGGAACUGGAAGAGGCAGAAAGCGAAAGAUCACCAUUGAAGACAACGACGAGUCCGAACCCCCCAGCCCCAUGAAAAAGAAAGACAAAGGACAGGUCAAGGCAGUUGUGAAGUUGGAGAUCAGCGAUAAAGGGGACAAAGCGUUUGAGGAUGCUAUAUUUGCAUAUGGUCCCGACGAUGAGGCGUGA
Messenger RNA from Botrytis fragariae, 993 nucleotides. RefSeq lists its product as uncharacterized. Lineage: Eukaryota; Fungi; Ascomycota; Leotiomycetes; Helotiales; Sclerotiniaceae. The record is from RefSeq and is a predicted model, not a curated record. The transcript is spliced from 3 exons. The coding region runs from base 1 to 993 and encodes 330 amino acids.